UAUAUCUGUGUCUGUAUUCUCUCUCUCUCUCUCCCUCUCCAACACAAACAUACUCCCUCUCUAUCAGAGGCUGAGGAAAAAAACAGUCAAAAGAUACUUGUAUUUUCUUCUCCUGAUUAUUCAGCAGACUGGCAAUAUGGAUUGAUUUUUGGUUAAGAGUUUCAUUUGUCUGAAUUGAUUUGGGAGAUGGGAAGUUUGAGCUAGGUUAUCAUAAUAUUGGAGGGGCUCCAGAGUGAAGCCUCUGUCAAGAGCUUCAUCAUUGCUGACAGGUAGAUAGCUCGAAAUUUUCAUAGGAAAGCUGAAAAAUGGAUAGGGCAAGUUUGGAUUUAAGAUUUAAUCACUCUGGAUCCUCCCAAUCAGAGGAAUCAGCUCUGGACAUGGAAAGGAACUUCUGCAGUCUUCCCAAUCUGCAUUCAUCAAGUCCACCACCACUACAAGCAUUUGCAUCGGGUGGGCAACUCUCCGAGAGCAACGCUGCCUACUUCUCAUGGCCUCCUUCCAGUCGGUUAAAUGAUUCUGCUGAAGAUAGGGCUAAUUACUUUGGAAACCUUCAGAAGGGUGUUUUGCCCGAAACGCUUGGCCAACUGCCCAAAGGGCAGCAAGCCACUACCUUGCUUGAAUUAAUGACUAUUAGAGCAUUUCAUAGCAAAAUCUUGCGUCGCUUUAGUCUUGGUACUGCAAUUGGGUUUAGGAUCAAGCGGGGAAUGCUGACAGAUGUACCAGCUAUUCUUGUCUUUGUUGCCAGGAAAGUUCAUAGGCAGUGGCUCAAUGAUACCCAGUGCUUGCCGACUGCCCUUGAGGGACCCGGUGGUGUAUGGUGCGCUGUAGAUGUUGUUGAAUUCUCUUACUAUGGCGCCCCUGCAGCAACCCCAAAGGAGCAACUGUAUACAGAACUUGUGGAUGGUCUGCGGGGUAGUGAUCCAUUCAUUGGUUCUGGUUCCCAGGUUGCUAGUCAAGAAACAUAUGGAACCCUAGGUGCUAUUGUGAAAAGCCGGACUGGGAACCGUCAGGUUGGUUUCCUUACCAACCGACAUGUAGCAGUUGACUUGGAUUAUCCAAGUCAGAAGAUGUUCCAUCCCCUGCCUCCAAGCCUUGGGCCUGGGGUGUAUUUGGGUGCUGUGGAAAGGGCAACAUCAUUCAUAACUGAUGUCCUUUGGUAUGGCAUCUUUGCCGGGACAAAUUCAGAAACAUUUGUUCGAGCAGAUGGAGCCUUUAUUCCUUUUGCAGAAGAAUUUGACAUGUCCUAUGUAACUACAUCUGUAAGAGGUAUUGGUGAGAUUGGUGAUGUCAAGACCAUUGACCUACAGUCACCCAUCAGUAGUCUCAUUGGCAGGCAAGUGGUAAAAGUUGGAAGAAGUUCUGGCUUGACUACUGGGACCAUAAUGGCCUAUGCACUGGAAUAUAAUGAUGAGAAAGGGAUUUGUUUCCUCACUGAUUUUCUUGUUGUUGGUGAGAACCAGCAGACUUUUGACCUUGAAGGUGACAGUGGAAGCCUCAUUCUCCUGGCAGGUGAAAAUGGGGAGAAACCACAGCCCGUGGGGAUCAUAUGGGGUGGGACAGCUAAUCGAGGUCGGUUGAAAUUAAAGGUUGGCCAGCCUCCUGAGAAUUGGACUAGUGGAGUUGACCUAGGACGCCUUCUUGACCUCCUUGAACUUGAUCUUGUUAAAUCCAGUGAAGGGCUCCAAGCUGCACUUCAAGAGCAAAGAAAUGCAUCAGGGACUGGAAUGGAUUCUACAGUUGGAGAGUCAUCGUCUCUCGAUCGAAUUCCUUCCAAGGAUAAUCUUGGUUUGAACAUGGAACAAGUUCCUGCAGAUGGGGAGUGUUGCCAGGAAAUUGUUCCACCAUUCAGGCCUGAUGAAUUUCACAUUGAAAGUGGAAGUGAAUCAGCCCCAAGUGUAGAGCUUGAAUUCAUUCCAAGGUUUGCUGGGACAUCUCCCAUGCAUCAGCACAGAAGUCAAGGAGAGAACACAGUUUUGAAGAACCUUUCUGUGCUCAAGAAUGGACCUGAUGAUGAGAUUUGCGUUUCUUUGCAGUUAGGUGAACCAGAACCAAAGAGAAGAAAGCAUUUGGAGGCCUCCUUGUGCAUUAAGAACCUGAAAUAAAGCCAGCAAUCUUAUUUUUUGCCUAUGAACUUUCCCUUUGAGAUUUAUCCCAUGGAUGGAUUUAAACUUUUUCACCAGUGGUGCAAACAGCAAACCUGCAUGCAUCCAAAGUUUUGAGCUCUGAGGAAAAAUUUGUCCCUCCUUGGAGAAACAAUAAGUAUUCUUUACCCCAUGUGUUUCUGAAGGUUACCGUGAUAGGCUACUGUACAAUAUAGAUAAGGAAAUGCUAGAAGGGAACUGAAAUAUUUUCAUACUGUUGUAUAUUACUUCGAUUAAACAACUGGGGACUGUAUCACAAGCACUUUUGGGGGGUAUUGUUGUACCCGACAGCUUGGGAAGUAGGUGAUAAUAUUCUUGUAACAUACGAAAUGUAAUUCUUCUAUCAGAAAUUAUCAGUGAAACAGCAGGCAUUUGAAGGAA
Molecule: messenger RNA, 2522 nt
Organism: Coffea eugenioides
Lineage: Eukaryota; Viridiplantae; Streptophyta; Magnoliopsida; Gentianales; Rubiaceae
Product: protein NARROW LEAF 1-like
Exons: 6
Coding region: 306-2102 (598 amino acids)
Source: RefSeq, a predicted model, not a curated record